This is a messenger RNA of Orycteropus afer afer, 1248 nucleotides long. It is a transcript of the gene POC1A, whose product is annotated as POC1 centriolar protein A. The coding region runs from base 142 to 1248 and encodes 368 amino acids. The record is from RefSeq and is a predicted model, not a curated record. Gene Ontology annotation, molecular function: protein binding. NCBI's taxonomy places the organism in Eukaryota, Metazoa, Chordata, Mammalia, Tubulidentata, Orycteropodidae. Gene Ontology annotation, cellular component: ciliary basal body; centriole. The transcript is spliced from 10 exons. Gene Ontology annotation, biological process: cilium assembly.
CUUCCUCACUCACACUUUACACCUUUGACCCACACUCUCCUCCAGGAGGACCCCUCGCUGGAGAGGCAUUUUAAGGGCCACCGAGAUGCAGUUACCAGUGUGGACUUCAGUCUCAACACGAAGCAGCUGGCCAGUGGCUCCAUGGACUCAUGCCUCAUGGUUUGGAACAUGAAGCCCCAGUCACGUGCCUACCGCUUUACGGGCCACAAGGAUGCUGUCACCUGUGUGCACUUCUCCCCCUCCGGCCACCUGCUUGCCUCGGGCUCCCGUGACAAGACUGUCCGCAUCUGGAUACCGAAUGUCAAAGGCGAGUCAACUGUGUUCCGCGCACACACGGCCACGGUGCGGAGCGUCCACUUCUGCAGCGACAGCCAGUCCCUCGUGACGGCUUCUGAUGACAAAACAGUCAAAGUGUGGUCAACCCAUCGCCAGAAAUUCCUGUUCUCCUUGAGCCAGCACAUCAACUGGGUCCGUUGUGCCAAAUUCUCCCCCGAUGGGCGGCUCAUUGUGUCCGCUAGUGAUGACAAGACUGUCAAGCUGUGGGACAAGACCAGCCGGGAGUGUGUCUACUCGUACUGUGAGCAUGGCGGCUUUGUCACUUAUGUGGACUUCCACCCGAGUGGCACGUGCAUUGCUGCUGCCGGCAUGGACAACACUGUGAAGGUAUGGGAUGUGCGGACUCAUCGGCUGCUGCAGCAUUAUCAGUUACACAGUGCAGCGGUGAACGCCCUCUCUUUCCACCCCUCGGGAAACUACCUGGUUACGGCCUCCAGUGACUCUACCCUGAAGAUCCUGGACCUGAUGGAAGGCCGGCUGCUCUACACGCUCCACGGGCACCAGGGACCAGCCACCACUGUUGCCUUUUCAAGAACAGGGGAGUAUUUUGCUUCUGGAGGUUCUGAUGAACAAGUUAUGGUUUGGAGGAGUAACUUUGAUGUUACCAGCUGUGGCGAAAUUGUAAAAGUGCAGAGGCCCCCAGCCAUGCAGGCCAGCUCUGCCGGGAAUCUGCCAGAAGUGGAUUUCCCCAUCCCACCCAGCAGAGGCAGGAGCCAGGAGUCACUGCAGAGCCAGCCCCCAGAGCCCGUCAGCAUGCCGCAGACACUGACCAGCACACUGGAGCACAUUGUGGGCCAGCUGGACGUCCUCACCCAGACUGUUUCCAUCCUGGAGCAGCGUUUGACACUGACAGAGGACAAGCUGAAACAGUGUCUGGAGAACCAACAGCUAAUCAUGCAGAGAAAGACAUGA